Molecule: messenger RNA, 1493 nt
Organism: Synchiropus splendidus (mandarinfish)
Lineage: Eukaryota; Metazoa; Chordata; Actinopteri; Syngnathiformes; Callionymidae
Gene: eif4a3
Product: eukaryotic translation initiation factor 4A3
Exons: 12
Coding region: 101-1321 (406 amino acids)
Cellular component (GO): nucleolus; catalytic step 2 spliceosome
Molecular function (GO): mRNA binding; ATP binding; RNA helicase activity
Source: RefSeq, a predicted model, not a curated record
GCCGGUAGUGACGUCAUUGGCUGAGUCUCACGCGGACAUCGCUGUGGUUAGCAUUUAGUGUCUGUUAGCAAGUUCUACCGAAAAGAAGAGCGAUAAUACCAUGGCCGCCGCCGGGACUCAGAGCCGAAAGAGGCUGCUGAAGGACGAAGACAUGACCAAGGUGGAGUUUGAGACCAGCGAGGAGGUGGAUGUGACCCCGACCUUCGACACAAUGGGCCUGAGAGAAGACCUGCUUCGCGGCAUCUACGCUUACGGCUUUGAGAAACCCUCCGCCAUCCAGCAGAGAGCUAUUAAACAGAUCAUCAAAGGCAGAGACGUCAUUGCGCAGUCUCAGUCCGGUACUGGAAAGACGGCAACGUUUUGUGUGUCAGUGCUCCAGUGUUUAGACAUCCAGGUGAGAGAGACCCAGGCCCUGAUCCUCGCCCCCACCAGAGAGCUGGCUGGACAGAUUCAGAAGGUGCUGCUGGCUCUGGGUGACUACAUGAACGUCCAGUGUCAUGCUUGCAUUGGUGGAACCAACGUGGGAGAAGACAUCAGGAAGCUGGACUAUGGUCAACAUGUGGUUUCUGGAACGCCAGGCCGAGUUUUUGAUAUGAUCCGGCGCAGAAGUCUGAGAACCAGAGCCAUCAAGAUGCUGGUCCUGGAUGAAGCAGAUGAGAUGCUCAACAAAGGUUUUAAGGAGCAGAUCUAUGAUGUGUAUCGGUACCUUCCACCUGCCACUCAGGUGUGUCUGAUCAGCGCCACACUGCCACAUGAGAUCCUCGAGAUGACCAACAAGUUCAUGACCGACCCCAUCAGGAUCCUGGUCAAGCGUGAUGAGUUGACGCUGGAAGGAAUCAAACAGUUCUUUGUCGCCGUGGAGAGAGAAGAGUGGAAGUUUGAUACUCUGUGCGACCUCUACGAUACUCUGACCAUCACACAGGCUGUGAUCUUCUGCAACACCAAGAGGAAGGUCGACUGGCUGACAGAGAAGAUGAGGGAGGCCAACUUCACAGUGUCGUCGAUGCACGGAGACAUGCCUCAGAAAGAGAGGGAGUCCAUCAUGAAGGAGUUCAGAUCUGGAGCCAGUCGGGUUUUAAUCUCAACAGAUGUUUGGGCUCGAGGGUUGGACGUUCCACAGGUGUCCCUCAUCAUCAACUACGACCUGCCCAACAACAGAGAGUUGUACAUCCACAGGAUCGGUCGAUCUGGUCGUUAUGGACGUAAGGGUGUGGCCAUCAACUUUGUAAAGAAUGACGACAUCAGAAUCCUGCGAGACAUUGAGCAGUACUACUCCACCCAGAUUGAUGAGAUGCCCAUGAACGUCGCUGACCUGAUCUAAUGACAUCAUCAUGUGACCCACCUGAGGAUACCUGUUUUACUUCCCGUUCUUUUUUUAUCCAGACGACCUUUGUUGAAGUUUUAGUUGUUACUGUGUCCCCAGUUAAUUUUUACAAAAAUGCUUGUUUUUAUUUUCUUUUUUUUUUCCAUUAAAGCUUCACGACAACUAUUUA